Messenger RNA from Jaculus jaculus (lesser Egyptian jerboa), 1784 nucleotides. RefSeq names its product beta 3-glucosyltransferase (gene B3glct). The record is from RefSeq and is a predicted model, not a curated record. Gene Ontology annotation, molecular function: acetylglucosaminyltransferase activity. Bases 10 to 1509 code for a protein of 499 amino acids. Lineage: Eukaryota; Metazoa; Chordata; Mammalia; Rodentia; Dipodidae. Gene Ontology annotation, cellular component: membrane. The transcript has 15 exons.
CCGCCCGGGAUGCGCUCGGCCGCCCGCCGCCCGCGCGGCCGCCUCGGGGCGCUGCUCCUGCUUCUCCUCACCUGCUCGGCGGCUUCUGCUUUGGCCUCUGAAGAAGUGAAGCAGGAAGGCAAGCCACCUCAGGACUCAGAUCAAAGUAGUGUGUCAAGAAAAAAUGACAUAGACUUAAAAGAAAUUGUAUUUGUCAUCCAGAGUCAAAGUAAUUCUUUUCACGCCAAGAGAGCAGAACAGUUGAGAGAGAGCAUCUUAAAGCAGGCUGCAGCCCUCACACAGGAACUCCCUACAGUCCUCCUUCUCCAUCAGCUGGCGAAGCAGGAAGGUGCUUGGACCAUCAUUCCCUUGUUACCACACUUUUCUGUAACGUAUAGCAGAAAUUCAUCAUGGAUUUUCUUCUGUGAAGAAGAAACAAGAAUACAAAUUCCAAAACUCUUAGAAGUGCUCAGAAGAUAUGAUCCAUCUAAGGAAUGGUUUUUAGGGAAAGCGUUACAUGAUGAAGAAUCGACAAUCAUCCACCACUAUGCCUUUUCCGAAAAUCCCGCCGUUUUCAAAUAUCCAGACUUUGCUGCUGGCUGGGCCCUCAGCGUUCCACUUGUAAACAAGCUCACCAAGAGAUUAAAGAGCGAAUCCCUGAAGUCUGACUUCACAAUAGAUUUAAAGCACGAGAUUGCCCUCUACAUCUGGGACAAAGGCGGAGGACCUCCCCUGACCCCUGUGCCCGAGCUUUGUACGGAAGGUGUGGGCUCUCAUUGUGCUACGACAUUCCACUCUUUCCUACCACUUUGUGGCAAACCAGUGAAGAAGGAGGAUAUUUUUGUUGCAGUAAAAACAUGCAAGAAAUUUCAUGGUGAUAGAAUACCCAUUGUAAAGCAGACCUGGGCCAGACAGGCAAGCCUCAUUGAAUACUACAGUGACUUUGCAGAAAGUCCCAUCCCUACGGUGGAUUUGGGAAUUCCCAAUACAGACAGAGGUCAUUGUGGAAAAACUUUUGCUAUCUUGGAAAGGUUUUUGAAUCACAGUCAUGACAAAAUAGCGUGGUUGGUCAUCGUGGAUGAUGAUACAUUAAUAAGCAUCUCUAGGCUCAGACACUUGCUCAGCUGCUAUGACUCUGGAGAACCGGUGUUCCUGGGAGAGCGCUACGGCUACGGCCUGGGCACUGGUGGCUACAGCUACAUCACAGGAGGAGGAGGCAUGGUCUUCAGCAGGGAGGCCAUCCAGAGACUGCUCGCCAGCAAGUGCCGCUGCUACAGCAAUGACGCCCCCGACGACAUGGUCUUGGGGAUGUGCUUCAGUGGCCUGGGCGUCCCGGUGACCCACAGCCCACUCUUCCAUCAGGCUCGGCCAGUGGAUUACCCGAAGGACUACCUUUCUCAUCAGAUUCCCAUAUCUUUCCACAAACACUGGAACAUCGACCCCGUGAAGGUGUACCUCACGUGGUUGGCACCUGAUGAGGAGGACGAAGCUGGGCAGAAGACGCAGGAAGGCGCAAGAGAAGAGCUGUGAUGCCCAGCCUGGUCGGGGCACAAGUGGAGACUCGUGGUGUCCAGCGAGCCGCCCUUGCUCUCUUGGCUGUGCCGGGUGGCAGUGGACACGGAAUGUACAUGGUAGUUUUGGAUGGGGGAAAGAGUCGUACAGGAAACUGGUUUGUUUUGCUUGGGGAGGGAGGGGGAAAUCCCUUGGGUUUGACACAGUUGCUGUAACAGAUUACUGUGCAUUUUUUAAGUUGUGCUAUAGAGCUUUAUGACUGUUUCGGGAAAAUAAAUGGCACCAGAAGUCCC